Molecule: messenger RNA, 1422 nt
Organism: Entamoeba invadens IP1
Lineage: Eukaryota; Evosea; Mastigamoebida; Endamoebidae
Exons: 3
Coding region: 1-1422 (473 amino acids)
Source: RefSeq, a predicted model, not a curated record
AUGGCGUUACUUAGCAGUUAUCACAUCAUGAUAGUCUCACAAUACUUCAAUAAAAUAGAAGACUUUGUAGUUCUGGAGUUAGUUUGUAAAAAAUGCCGCUUUAAUUUGGACAAGUUUCAUUUCAACCCAAUUCGGUUGACCGACAAAACAAUCAGGUACUUCCCAAACAUUGAGACACUGCACUUAUGGGAUAUACAUGAUGAGAACUUUGGAAAUGGUUUUCUUGUCAAAUCUGAAUUUGGUUUUUUUAAUGAUAUAAAUGAUGAUAAAGACAUUGUUGUCAAGAAAACGUUUUAUGAUGUAAUAAUGUGGUUCAAUGUGGAUUAUGAAACUUAUUUAAAAAACAAAAAUUUCAAUUACAAAUUUAAAAAUGUGACAUAUAAUAAAAACGAUAGGGAACAGUUUGGUAAUACCAUUCCACCAAUUGUUUCAUCAAUUUCUGAUAUUUGUUUCGAAAGAUGUUAUGAUUUGUGUGAUAUUGUUAUACCACCAAAUGUCAUUAGAAUUGGAAAAUGUUGUUUCAGAUAUUGUCAAAAUCUAAGAAGUAUCACAAUAUCGUCAAGUGUCGUAUCAAUUGGUAAUGAAUGUUUUCGCGAUUGUGCCCAUCUUAGUGAGGUGGUAAUACCUUUAAGUGUGACAUCUAUAAAUAGUAGUUGUUUUGAACAAUGUAGUAGUCUGAGGAACAUAGUGAUACCACCAAGUGUCGUAUUAAUUAGUGAAUUUUGUUUCUAUGAAUGUGGUGGUAUGAAUUGUAUUGAUAUACCAAGUGGUGUUUCAUCAAUAAGUGACAAUUGUUUCUUUAUGUGUAGCAAUCUGAGCAAUAUCACAAUACCAUAUUGUGUUGAAUCAAUUGGUAAAAGUUGUUUCAGUCGAUGCAGCAGUCUAAAUGAAAUGAUAAUACCAUCAAGUGUGACAUCUAUUGGUGAGUAUUGUUUUAGUUAUUGUAUUAAUUUGAAACAUGUUGAUGUGUCAUCAAGUGUCACAACUAUUAGUAAUCAUUGUUUUGAUGGAUGUAGUAACCUUAUCAACAUUAAAAUUGGACCAAGUGUCAGAUCAUAUGGUGAUUAUUCUUUUCGUGGAUGUGGUAAUUUGAGCAAUAUAACAAUUCAUUCAAAAGUAUCGUCAAUAGGUUAUAAUUGCUUUUGUUUAUGUAACAGUCUGAGUACUAUAACAAUUCCGUCAAGUGUUACAUCAAUUGGAGAUGAUUUCAUUUUUUACAAAACUCGAUUUGAUUUUUUUUUAACAUGGCUAUUUUGCCGACUUUAUUUCAUCAAUUUUUGUGUUACUGAAAAUGGGUUAUCUGCUUUUGUUAUCAUUUGGUAUAAUCUUUGCAAAUACUAUCACGUUUUAAAUCGAACUGUCAAUAAUUAUGAUAAUACGCUUCCAGUCAUCAAAGACAAUGGUAUCUGCUUUUUUAAAUAA